AUGAAGAGAGAGAUAGCAAAUCUAGUUGCCGAUGGACUGUACAAAAAAGCUCUUUGUUUAAACUCACAACUCCACUCUUCCUCUCUCCGCCCCAACAAAUUUACCUUCCCUUCUCUCCUCAAAGCUUGUGCCAAGCUCAGAUUAAUUCCCCAAAGUCAAAUGCUUCAUACCCAUCUCGUAAAAACCGGGUUUCAAACAGAUAUAUACACUGCCACAGCACUGACGGAUUGUUAUAUGAAGCUCCACCUCUUAAAUGAUGCUCUCAAAGUGUUCGAUGAAAUUCCUGAACCGAACAUGGCUUCGUUUAAUGUUGCAAUUUCUGGGUUUUCACGGUAUGGGUUUUACAAUGAAGCCUUGAGGGUCGUUAGGCUAGCUGCUAUGAAGGGUUUCAGACCAGACUCGGUUAGUGUAGCUAGUCUGUUGUCUGCUUGUGAAUAUGUUGAAAUUGGCAUCCAACUACAGUGUUGGGCAAUGAAGAUUGGUGUCGGAAGGGAUAUUUAUGCAGCAACGUCACUUGUGACAAUGUAUAUGAAUUUUGGAGAGUUGGUUUCGGCAACGAAGGUGUUUGAAGUGGUUCAAGAUAAGAAUGUGGUGUGCUACAAUGCUUUUAUUUCGGGGUUGUUGCAACUUGGGUCUCCACGUGCAGUCUUGGAUGUGUUCAACGAUAUGAGGAGAUCAUCAGGUGAAGAACCCAAUUCAGUGACAUUGAUUUGUAUUAUUUCUGCUUGUUCAGAUCUCAAGUAUGUUGGAUUUGGUAGACAGGUUCAUGGGUACAUCUUCAAGGUUGAGAUGAGUUUUGAUACUAUGGUUGGCACUGCACUAGUAGAUAUGUAUUCCAAAUGUUGUUGUUGGCAAAGGGCCUUUGAUGUCUUCAAAGAAAUGAAUGGAAAAAGGAACUUAAUUACAUGGAAUUCGAUGAUCACAGGAAUGAUGUUGAAUACUCAGAGUGAGAAUGCGGUUAAACUUUUUGGGCAGCUAGAAACUGAAGGAUUGAAACCAGAUUCAGCAACGUGGAAUUCAAUGAUCAGUGGGUUUUCACAUAUAGGGAAAGAGCUUGAAGCUUUUAUGUUCUUCAGGAAAAUGCAAUCUGCUGGUGUAAUGCCAAGUUUGAAGUCUAUCACAAGUCUUUUACCAGCUUGUUCAGCUCUGUCAGCGCUUCAAAGUGGAAGGGAGAUUCACGGACAUGUUGUUAGGACAUAUAUAAGUAAUGAUGAAUUUAUCGCUACUGCACUCAUUGACAUGUAUAUGAAGUGUGGGCAAUGUUCUUUGGCACACAGGGUUUUUGAUAGAUUUGAGAUAGAGUCUGAUGAUCCUGCAAUUUGGAAUGCAAUGAUAUCUGGUUAUGGAAGAAAUGGUGAGUAUGAAACUGCUUUUGAAAUAUUUCAUCGUAUGGUGGAAGAGAAUGUACAACCAAAUUUAGCAACGUUCAGUUGCGUUCUUUCCGUGUGCAGUCACACUGGUCAAAUUGACAAAGGGUGGCAAGUUUUUGGGAUGAUGAGUACGGAUUAUGGCUUAAAACCGGCUUCUGAGCAUUUCAAUUGCAUGGUCGACCUCUUGGGUCGCUCUGGCAGGCUGGACGAAGCGCGAGGACUAUUAAAAGAAAUCACAGAGCCUUCUACUUCGGUUUAUGCUUCUUUACUUGGUUCUUGUAAAUGCUAUUCAGAUUCCAAACUGGGAGAAGAAAUGGUCAAAAAGCUUUCAGAGUUGGAGCCAGAAAACCCAACUCCAUUUGUGAUUUUGUCGAACAUAUACGCUCAGCAGGGAAGGUGGAAGGAUGUGGAAAGGGUUAGAAGGGUAAUAGAUGAAAGGGGAUUGAGAAAACACCCUGGCUUUAGUUUGGCUGGAGUCACUUAA
Messenger RNA from Ilex paraguariensis (yerba mate), 1854 nucleotides. The record is from the annotation of a GenBank genome assembly. Lineage: Eukaryota; Viridiplantae; Streptophyta; Magnoliopsida; Aquifoliales; Aquifoliaceae.